CGAGACCAUUCGACACCAAAAUGGCUUUGGGAGUUCGACAGGCCCUAAGAGCAACAUUGGCUCUACGAACACUGCCUACUAGGCUUGUAUAUGCACAAAGAACCAAAUUCCAGAAGCCAGAUAUACAUGUGUUCCUGAGAGAAGAUAUUGCGGGAAUAGGUGACAAAGGUGAAAUUGCUCUUGUCAAUCUAUCAACAGCACGCAAUUACCUCGUCCCAUUCGGUCUCGCAUAUUACGUCCCAAGAAUAAAAGGGAAGGCCGUCCUACCUGAUGGAUGGGAACCACGGAUUCGAGAAGAUGAUGUCGUGUUAGAGACGAUCACACCCGCCUAUUCUACUGUAAAAGUUGAACAACGCAAAACUGUCACUGUCACCGCCACCAACGCUGAAACUUCUAAACCAACCCGAGAAGAGCGUGCCCAACAGGAAGUCGAGAAACUUGCUGCUCUUGGCACUAUUAAAGAACUUGUCUUUGAACGUGUCCUUCACAGACCAGAGUCAACAAAGAUUUAUGGUUCUGUGUCACAGGAGGAUAUCAUCAAAAAGCUAUUGGCUGAACAUGGAGUAUCCAUAGAUCGAGACGCUGUGCAGCUGGAAACUAAAAUCAAGGACGUUGGUGUUUACAAGGUUACCGUGUCGCUGGGAGAUGGAUUCAAGCCUGUGGACGUUGACAUUAUCGUUCGCGGUGCAUCUACGACACUAUAAGAUGCUGAGUAAGGAUGGAGAAAUACCAAGAAAGAAGUAGAUAGCAUCCGCAUAAGUCUAGUCGUUCAUUAAGCGUUCAUAGGGAUUUCGAUUCAUUAUUUAAAAGACCCUUGUGUGCAAAAUAUACAAUGCAAAUACUGAAAUACUCGACGUACAAGACAUUACGAGCGUCAACUAUACAACAUGUACGGUUUCAGUGCUACAAAUAAAGAUAUUAAUCC
Messenger RNA from Spizellomyces punctatus DAOM BR117, 925 nucleotides. Its product is annotated as ribosomal protein L9. Gene Ontology annotation, cellular component: ribosome; mitochondrion. Gene Ontology annotation, biological process: translation. The record is from RefSeq and is a predicted model, not a curated record. The transcript has 5 exons. Lineage: Eukaryota; Fungi; Chytridiomycota; Chytridiomycetes; Spizellomycetales; Spizellomycetaceae. The coding region runs from base 21 to 704 and encodes 227 amino acids. Gene Ontology annotation, molecular function: structural constituent of ribosome.